CAUGGCUGCAGAAGUGCUUGUGGAACUCACACAGGGCAUCGUGACCUUUGAAGACGUGGCCGUGUACUUCUCCUGGGAGGAAUGGGACCUCCUUGAUGAGGCUCAGAAACACCUGUACUUCGAUGUGAUGCUGGAGAACUUUGCACUUACAUCCUCUGUGGGUUGUUGGCAUGGAGUGGAGCAUGAGGAAGCACCUUCUAAACAGAGCAUUUCUGUGGAAGGAGAGUCACAGGUCAGGACUCCCAAAGAUUCAUCUUCCCAGAAUGCCUACCCCUGUGAAAUAUGUGGCCUGGAUUUGAGAGAUAUUUUGCACUUGGCUGAGCACCAGGGAACACAUAAUGGGCAGAAACCAUACACAUGUGGAAAACAAUUCCACUUCACUGCACACCUUCAACAGCACCAGAGGCAGCGCAUUAGAGAGGUACCCUUCAGAAGUUCUGUGGACAGAGCCUCAUUUAUAAAGAGCUACACAGUUCCUGUGUCAGGGAAGCCCUUUACCUGCAGGGAGGUUGGAAAGGGCUUCCUGGCCAACAGGGGAUUUCUCCAUCAGCAGGCCAUUCACACAGGAGAGAGGCCAAAUAGCCAUAAGAGAUGUGAGGUGACCUUUCACAAUGGAGAAAGUCAUCACAACUGGGGAGAAUUCAAGAAACCCUUCAGCCGCACAGACACACUUGUUCAGGACCAGAGAAUCCUCACCAGAGAACGGCUUUUUGAGUGCAGCAAAUGUGGGAAAGCCUGCACUCGGAGAUGUAACCUCAUUCAGCACCAGAAAGUCCACAGUGAAGAAAGGCCUUAUGAAUGCAAUGAAUGUGGAAAAUUCUUUACCUACUACUCCAGCUUCAUUAUACAUCAGAGAGUUCACACUGGAGAAAGGCCUUAUGAGUGCCCUGAAUGUGGGAAAUCCUUUAGUCAAAUCUACAGCCUCAAUAGCCAUAGGAAAGUUCACACUGGAGAAAGGCCUUAUGAGUGUGAGGAAUGUGGGAAAUCCUUUAGCCAAAGAUCCAACCUCAUUCAACAUCGGAGAGUUCACACUGGAGAAAGGCCCUACGAAUGCAACGAAUGUGGGAAAUCUUUUAGCCAAAACUUCAGCCUGAUUUACCACCAGAGAGUUCACACUGGAGAAAGGCCCCAUGAGUGCAGUGAAUGUGGAAAAUCCUUUAGCCGAAGCUCCAGCCUCAUUCACCACCGGAGACUUCACACUGGAGAAAGGCCAUAUGAGUGCAGUAAAUGCGGGAAAUCAUUUAAGCAAAGCUCCAGCUUCAGUUCACAUCGGAAAGUCCACACAGGGGAAAGGCCUUAUGUGUGUGGUGAAUGUGGGAAAUCUUUUAGCCAUAGCUCCAACCUUAAGAACCACCAGAGAGUUCACACUGGAGAAAGGCCUGUCGAGUGCAGUGAGUGUGGGAAAUCCUUUAGCUGUAAGUCUAAUCUCAUUAAACACCUGAGAGUUCACACUGGAGAAAGGCCUUAUGAGUGCAGUGAAUGUGGGAAAUGCUUUAGCCAAAGUUCCAGCCUCAUUCAACACUGGAGAGUUCACACUGGAAAAAGGCCUUAUCAGUGCGGUAAAUGUGGGAAAUCCUUUGGCUGCAAAUCUGUCCUCACUCAACACCAGAGAGUUCACCCUGGAGAAAGGACUUAGCUGGACAGGGAAUAUGCAGUUUUCUUUUAGUGUAAUUACACUGGAGGAGAACACCUUUGAGAGAGCCAUCUACCUGCAUUAAAGCCCCAACAUCUGAAGUUGCAUGGUGGGGAAAUUCCCCUUAAGUCCCAGGUGUGUGGAAGCUUUAAGGAGCUGUGUUACACUUUCCAACCUGCCAUUCAUGGCCUUUGCCAUUUAUGUCACUGACAGUUUCUGAGGCAGAAGCCAUAUCUCCUCCACCACCUGCCAGGUCCGCAGAGUAUGCAUCAUUUGCCAGCCCAGUCUGCUCAGGGAAGCAGACUGCUGUGUUCUCCCGUUUGCUGGAGGAAAUCAUGAGUAGUCUGAGCCCUCAGGGGGGUCCUCGUUUCCUUCUCUCUGGCACAUGAAGGUGAAGACUUGACCCAGUUUUGUACCACAGAACCAGAUAGGAGUUUGUUGGCAGCCUGCCAGGAAGGACUGUCUCUUUCAGGGACAUGUUGGUCUCACGUGAUGCUUACGUGGAUUUUUUCCAGCCUCCAAGUCACCAACUUGGGAACUUCUUGCCUCACAUUGCUUUGAUUUUUACAAUAAUAAAGGCUUUAUUAUUUAAACUACUUUAAAUCUUG
Molecule: messenger RNA, 2241 nt
Organism: Propithecus coquereli (Coquerel's sifaka)
Lineage: Eukaryota; Metazoa; Chordata; Mammalia; Primates; Indriidae
Gene: ZNF211
Product: zinc finger protein 211
Exons: 3
Coding region: 2-1636 (544 amino acids)
Biological process (GO): regulation of transcription by RNA polymerase II
Molecular function (GO): DNA-binding transcription factor activity; RNA polymerase II cis-regulatory region sequence-specific DNA binding
Source: RefSeq, a predicted model, not a curated record